GAUCGCAUACCAAAGAUCCCCUCUCUCUCUUUCUCCCCCCGCUGGGGAAGCGCGACGUUUCCAGAACGAAGGAAGCCGAGUCCGCUGUCCAAACAAGCACGCACCUGACAGAAGCUGCAGGAGAGGAGGCAGCGAGUGCGAUCUCUCCCAACGCUUUGUCACUCCAGAAGCUAUUUGGCCAUGGUGAAGAAGCAUGUCCCCGACUGGCUCAACAGCUCCCUCUGGUCCUCUUCCUCUCCCUCUCCCUCUCCCUCUCCCUCUCCCUCCCACGACGACGAUGGCCUCCACCGCUACGCUUCCAAAUCUCUCACCACCGCCGCCCCCGCCACUGCCGAUUCCAUCUCUACCAGAAACCUCGCCGGAGCCGACGAAUCCCUGUUGGAACCGCCGGCCCCGCAACCCCCUCCGGUAACUGCCAGGGAAGUGCCUCGGAAGUCAGAACCCGAUGCCUCGCGCAACAGCGAUAAUGGGAGCUCCUCCAGUUCGCCCUCCGCGGAGGACGUCUCUCGCCAGGCACAGCUCUUGGCCGAGCUGUCCAGAAAGGUGAUAAAUACGCGUGAAUUGCGGAAAAUAGCCUCACAGGGUAUACCGGAUGGUGCUGGGAUUCGUUCAACCGUGUGGAAGCUGUUAUUGGGGUAUCUUCCUAGUGAUCGUGCGCUUUGGUCAUCUGAAUUAGCUAAGAAGAGGUCGCAAUACAAACAUUUUAAAGAGGACCUUUUGAUGAAUCCUUCAGAAAUCACAAGGAGGUUGGAAAAAUGUGUGAAUUUUGAAAAUGAUGAAUCAAAAUCAGAAAGCAGUGGCUUGCUUUCAAGAUCAGAAAUAACUCAUGGAGAGCAUCCUUUGAGCCUUGGGAAGACCAGCGUCUGGAAUCAGUUCUUCCAGGACACAGAAAUCAUAGAGCAAAUUGAUCGAGAUGUGAAGCGCACCCAUCCAGACAUGCACUUUUUCUCUGAGGACUCUGCAUUUGCAAAAUCUAAUCAGGAAGCUUUAAGGAACAUUCUGAUGGUGUUUGCAAAGUUGAAUCCGGGUAUAAGAUAUGUGCAAGGGAUGAACGAAAUUCUAGCACCUCUAUUCUAUGUGUUCAGAAACGAUCCUGAAGAAGAUAAUGCGGUGAGUGCCUCUGCAGAAGCAGAUACAUUCUUUUGUUUUGUUGAAUUAUUGAGCGGAUUCCGGGAUCAUUUCUGUCAGCAACUUGAUAACAGUGUUGUGGGAAUCCGUUCUACUAUUACAAAAUUGGCGCAGCUAUUGAAGGAGCAUGAUGAGGAGCUUUGGCGUCAUCUUGAGGUUACAACCAAAGUCAAUCCCCAGUUCUAUGCAUUUAGAUGGAUAACCCUGCUGUUGACUCAGGAGUUUAACUUUGCAGACAGCCUUCAUAUUUGGGACGUACUUCUAAGUGACCCUGAAGGCCCUCAAGAAACCCUUCUUCGGAUAUGUUGUGCAAUGCUGAUUCUAAUUCGGAGACGUUUACUGGCGGGUGAUUUCACUUCUAAUCUCAAGCUUCUCCAAAACUAUCCGCCAACUAACAUUAGUCAUCUACUUUAUGUUGCCAACAAAUUGCGCACCCAUGGAACUGCCUAAUCUCCCCGACUAGGCUUAUAUGUUACAUCUUCAUGUCAUAUUGCAUUAUUCUUGUAUUCUGAAAAAUUAAUUUUUGUAAAAUCAAGUGGAUGUGAAAAUUGGGUUUAAGAGCUCUUAACUUGCGGAAAGAAUAUCCUGUUUGGUUU
Molecule: messenger RNA, 1724 nt
Organism: Malania oleifera
Lineage: Eukaryota; Viridiplantae; Streptophyta; Magnoliopsida; Santalales; Ximeniaceae
Exons: 9
Coding region: 181-1578 (465 amino acids)
Biological process (GO): activation of GTPase activity; intracellular protein transport
Molecular function (GO): GTPase activator activity
Source: RefSeq, a predicted model, not a curated record